Daphnia pulicaria is the source of this 2576-nucleotide messenger RNA. Its product is annotated as major facilitator superfamily domain-containing protein 6-like. The transcript is spliced from 11 exons. Gene Ontology annotation, cellular component: membrane. The coding region runs from base 245 to 2110 and encodes 621 amino acids. NCBI's taxonomy places the organism in Eukaryota, Metazoa, Arthropoda, Branchiopoda, Diplostraca, Daphniidae. The record is from RefSeq and is a predicted model, not a curated record.
ACAUCACCGAGCAAAUGUCGACGAGGCGUGAUACACGGCGUUUGACGCACAUCGUUCAUCAGCUAUUGCUGCUCUCAUUCUCUUGAUGCCAGUAGAUUUUUGCUUCCGUCAGAUUGGUAAAAAAAAAUCAUAAACGAGGCAGACUGCGACUAGUUCGAUCGCUCAGUCAAUCGUCCGCCCGCACUUUGGCAUCGCCGACGCCCAGAGUUCCGUGUUUUUCUCUUUUUCACGCCGGUGCUGAAAAAUGGACGACGAAGCGGACGACGUUUCCGAAUGGAAGAAACUCAAGGAAACUCUGACCGUCAACAAACCGCUCAUCCCACUCAAACUCACCAUGUUGCUCUAUUACGGCGCCUCUUCUCUCUACCUCCCUUAUUUGACCCUGCAAAUGCAACAAGUCGGGCUCAACAUUGAAGAGAUUGCCAUUAUUUAUUCCGUGCUUCCGUUCGUCACGUGCGUCAUGCCGCCAUUAGCUGGCAUGUUGGCAGACAAGUUCAAUCGCUACAAAUUACUUUUAAUCAUCUCGGUGUCGUCGGCCGUCCUCUUCCACACGCUUUUACUUCACGUGGACGCUCGGGUUUCUCCCGACCGUUCCCCAGUGCGCAACAUCACGGAAAUCCCGACUUUAGGUCUUUAUUGCAACCGUACUGGCACCGUUCUCCGACUGGGAAACGAAAGUUUGACAACAGCAACGACCGAAAAAUUAUGGCUAGCCCACUGGACGCCGUCCGAGUGCCAGCCGGUUGCUUGCACCGACUACAAGGACAUGCGUAUGCAUUUAUGUACUCCCGCCGGCAAUUGCACGCAAAUUACAACCAAGUCAACGUCGAAACUGGAAGUGGAACUCGUUCUGGGGCCCAUCACGCUGCUCGACAUCAAGGACAGACCAACAAUAACGGAAUACAGAAUAGUCACAUUGCAAACAGACCAAACUCCGCUUUCGGCCGCCUUACUUUGUAACUGUCUGAUUCAAUGUCCUUUGACGCUGUUGAUGCCGACAGAUACCGUCGAUCAGGAGCUCAAUUUCACAUUAGAUGACGCAAUAAAAGAAACUAAACGCAUCAAACACAAUCGAGGCUUUUGGAUCUACUUCAUUUUACGGAUAUUGGCCUCCGGUUCGUUGGCCACUUCAUUCUCAAUGUUAGACGCAACAGCCAUCACCAUGGUGAAGAAAAACGAUGGCGACCUUGGCAAGCAGCGAUUAUUUGGUGUAAUUGGACAAGCAAUUUUUGGCAUGGUCGGCGGGGUGUUGCUCGAUUGGACGGUCGAAUUGCAAGGUGACCCAGACUAUUCGCUGUUGUUCUACAUUGCUGACGGCCUUUCCGUCUUGGUGGUCCUUCUCAUCAGUCGACUCGAUGUCGACGUUGAACGAAUGGAAAGCGGAAAUUUUGCCGCCGGAGUCAAAAGACUCGUCCGAUUAAUCGAUGUCGACGUCUUCAUAUUCAUGAUGCUCCUUCUUGGCACCUGUUGGGGAUUCAUCGAAUCUUUCAUGUUCGUUUUCCUCAUGGAACUUAAAGCCAAUAGUUAUCUAUUAGGAAUGACGGUUACCUUGGGCUGUGUCAUUGGAGUUCCUUUCCUUUACGUCUCAGACUGGAUUGUCCGUAAAAUAGGAUCUGUCAACGUGUUUGUCGUCGCUUUCCUUACGUAUUGCAUCAGAUUUUUCGGCUAUUCGCUAAUAUGGGAUCCUUGGCUAUGUCUGCCAUUUGAGGCAUUAGAAGCCGUCACGAUUCACAUGAUGGCCGUGGCUAGUUCCAUGUAUUGCGCUGCAGCUGCGCCACCCGGGUUAUUGGCGACUUUGAAUGGAGCAGUUGGAUCCGUUCACUACUCGUUCGGGCGAGGACUUGGCAGUUUCAUCGGAGGCAUUUUGAUGGCCAACUACGGAACCCGGAACGCUUUCCAAAUCUUUGGGACGGGCGCUGGUCUUGCUGGAGUGACCUACUUCCUCCUGCACCGCCUCUAUUUAGUUCAAAUGGAGAGGCUUCGAUUGCGCAGGAAAUCGGAGCGAAUUGCCAGUAUCAUUGCCAGUGGCGAAGAAGUCGACGACGAACCAGAAGAAGAAUACAUCAUUCCGCCAGACAACCUUUUGGGCCGCCGCAAAAGUUGUUUUUAAAAAAUGGAAAAAAUGUAUUGUAAUAAUUCUAGCACAAAAUAGGCCUACAGUGUCUCCUUUCCUAGUCAGCACCCGGCGUGCCGAUUCCCAGAAAGGAUCCAUAAUUCCAAACAAUUUUUUCUUGUAAUUUCAGUUAAGCCUCGAUUCGUUACCGUUAGCUCUAGAACCUUGACCACGCUCAUUGGCGAUCUAGUCCCGGUGACUAGUGAUUGUUUUAACCUUUUUUUUUCUAAACAAAAAUCCAAUGUACCAGCAACAACAAAUAGAAACGUACUUGAGGAAGAUAAAGCGAUCAAUUGAAAGUGAGUGGCAGCACCGAGCGGAUGGCGUCACUACAAAUCCCAUUGUCUCGACACAUUUGAAUUGAAUCAAAGUCCCUGCCAUUCAAUAAUUCAUCGACCGCAACUGCUGAUUGAGACGUCGCGCUAUCUUGAGGUUGAAGUGCGCGUGUGUAUUUAAAACAAAA